Theileria annulata is the source of this 7095-nucleotide messenger RNA. Its product is annotated as SfiI-subtelomeric fragment related protein family member, putative. Bases 1 to 7095 code for a protein of 2364 amino acids. The transcript has 5 exons. NCBI's taxonomy places the organism in Eukaryota, Apicomplexa, Aconoidasida, Piroplasmida, Theileriidae. The record is from RefSeq and is a predicted model, not a curated record.
AUGUUCAAUUUCUACAUAUUACUAGUUAUUAUUUCAGGGUUGUGGUGUGGUACUGGAGAGAACAUACUCAAAAAGAAGGCCGACAACGUCAAAGAUAAAUAUGAGCUUGUAGUUGGGUCGGCAUACAAAGAACUGGCAAAACAAGGAGCAUACUCAUCUGUAGUGACCAAAAUAGAAAAAGGUGAAGAAAUAACUAAUCCUGAUGAUCUAAAGGUCAAGGACGUGUAUGAAGCCUACAACAAUCUGAAGACAGAGUAUGAUGGGAUGUUAAACCUUAUCAAACUCGCAUACUAUGAGGAGAAACUUAAAGAGGCUGUAGAAUCUCAACCAACUUCGUCAAGUAGAGGUAGUCCAUCUGCGGGCACUAGUCCUGCUGGAGGUCAAACCUCUACUACUAAAUCGCAAAAUCAAUCUGCCUCUAGUUCAUCGCAAUCACGAUCUAGCCAAUCUUCAUCUCAGCCAGCAAGUAGUGGCUCUAAAAGUACUCCUACUACUCCUACAAGUGGAGGUACUCAACCAUCUGGAGCAGGUUCUACUCCUACAUCACAAAGUCAAUCACGAUCGAGCCAAUCUUCAACCCAGUCAGCCAGAAGUGGCUCUCAAAGUCAAUCAGUAAAAACUGCAUCACAACCGACAACUCCUUCAUCUGGAGCAGGUACCUCUGCUUCUCCUAGUGGAAGUACUCAACCACCUAAAGCAGGUGGAACAAGUUCUCCUACCACUCAAACUUCAAGUACACCUGCUUCACAAACUCCUACAUCACAAUCCUCAUCUCAGUCAACCGGGACUGGUACCAGUGCAGGUCAGGUAAGUAAGUCACCAACCCCUGAAUCACAACCAGAAUCAAGUUCAUCUGAAACUGAUCAAUCCAGUAGUGGUAGUGGUAGUGGUACUGAUGGAACAGUAGUUACGAAAUCAAUAGAACCUACCAAGGUUACUCUGGAUAUUGACUCCAGUCAGGGCACUAGUCAAUUUGGCUACUCCAAGAGUGAUAAAAUUAACACUUUCACCGUUAAGGAUGAGCAUGUGUUCAGUAAGGUUAAUAAGGGAACAGAUGCAGUUUGGGACUCUAAGGGAGGUGACUGUGGAACUAAGGUUAUAUUUAUUGAUGAGAAUAAGAAAUAUGUGUCAAUCCUACUGACAAAUAGUAUGUUCUUAUUAUUCCAUCUGGAAUCUGGUCAAUGGAAAGACAUCACCUCUACCAGACAUCAUAUUGACAAACUGAAAUUCUUCGGUGACUCUGAUAAUCCUCUCACCAAGAAUGAUUAUACAGUUACUAUCGCAGAUUACUCGUAUAGAUUUACUUUCAAAGCUGGAGUCAACUGUAGUAAGAUCAAGUAUGCAGAUGACGACCUUUGGAAAAAUACCGAUGACCCCGAGUAUUCCACAAUAACUGCGUUUGAUCUUGGUCUUAUAUCAAACAAUUUCUUUGUGAAGAAUAAAACUAAAUUUAAGAAACUAGAUUUUAAUCCAACUCAAGCAAAGGGAGGUCAAUCAACAACACCAGUGUCUGAAGUAAUCACUGCCACGACUGUUCCUCAAACUUCAUUGGCCAAGCUAGCUGAACCUGCUCCUGAAAAGGUUGCUGUGACAGUUAUUGCUCCUACUAAUAGACCUAGACCUAAGAAAACUCCAAAGGGGGCUACUGGACCUAGGACAGCUAUUACACUCAACAUAGCUGAUAAGGCAAGUAAUAGCGCAGUUGAGUUUAAAGAGGAUUAUCAGAAAAAUGUUAUGGUAUUUAGUUCUAAGGAGAAAUACGUAUUCAACAAAAUUGUUAAGAUUGAUGGCUCCGAGACAGUAAUUUGGCAGGCCAAGGAUCAAACUGAGCAUUUUCAUACAGUCUAUGUUGAUGGUCUCGGAACAUUUUCGAAAACUAAAAAUAUGAGUCUUCAUCUUUGUAACGGGAACUUUAUACACUUAAAUGGGUCUGACUCUGGACCCUGGAGUGAGUCUCCAGCUGUCGUAGAUCUUGAUGUAAGGAUUUCCAAUAGUAAUAUCAAAGUCGAUUACUUUCAGAAGGAUAACUUUAGGAUAUAUGUAGCUAAGCCUGGUUACACAAUCAGAAAGGUUAUGAAGUCCAAGAAAUGUAGCUCAGAUUGUAUCUGUUCACCCAAGGUUAUUUGGGAAGCACAAAGUGAACAUGCACUUAAGGUAGUGUUGAUGGGUUCCAAAAAAGAACCAAAACACCUUUCAGUUAUGUUGGAGAGUGGUGAACUUACACUGCUAUUCAAGAGUGGCAAGGGUCAGCCAUGGGACGAUGUAACCUCUAGCAGGAAUAAAAUUACUGAUCUCAAGAUGUAUGCUAUGGCUGAGGGUAAGAGCAUGGAGCUACAUAGAGGCCACUACUCCAUAACACUGUUUAACGAAUUUUAUGGUUAUUUGUUCCAUGAAGGAGUUGGCUGUGUGAAGGUUACCCAUAAGGGUAAGAACAUUUGGGACCUGAAGGAGGAAGGUGACUUUGGUUGCUUGAAAGGUGUCUUCCUUGAUUUAAAAUCUAAUAAGUUUAAUGUCAUGAAUGAUGAUGAUAGGUACUGGGUAUGUGAAGAGGUGAGGAAGGUUAAUCCUGUCACCCUCGACGUCAGCAGUAAAGCCAGUACUGACGACUUUGAUUAUACGGUCGAUCAUAACAGAAAAAUUAACAUCUACACCUCCAAGGGUAACGCAAUGUUCAACCAGGUAAUUAAGACGAGUGGUUCGAAUUGCUGUGGCUCACGAUGUUGUGGUUCAGAGACUGUGAUCUGGGAGGCCAGUGAUCCUCAAAACUAUGCCAGCAAGGUUUUUGCUGAUGGUGUAGGUGCCUGUAGCAGUACCAAAAACGUUAGCAUAUACCUUUUGAAUGGUGAUAUAUUGCACUUUAAUGAGGGUGAUAAUGUGUGGCAGAAGUCUGGUAACAAAAUUAUCCUUGACGUCGAUAAGACCUCUAGUACCAUUGGUUAUGACUUUGUCCAUCAUGGUGAGACGAGGACUUUCACUACAAAGCCUGGAUACCUAUUCAAAACUGUAAUGCUAAGUAGUUCGUGGACCUGGCUAGUGUGUGGUUCGAGUUGUUGUAAGUCAGGAUGUCUUUCAGAUCAUAUUUUUUGGGAGGCACAAACUGAUGACGAGUGUUCAACCAAGGUCACGGUGUAUGGUGUCAAAACAACUGUUACGAACAUUAACAUAUUCCUCAAAAAUAAUGAGGUUAAACACUUCCACAAAGCGGACGGGAAGUGGGUCUCAAAAACCAGCAUUGUUCUUGAUAUCGAGAAGAAUAAGGAUAAUGACCUAUUUGAGUAUAGAUCCACCAGAAACUUCGGUCAUUUCAAUCCUAUGGCAAAUUUGACAAUCGAGAAGAUUGUAAAAACAUACAAAUCUAAUUGUUGUGCUUCAGCAUGUUGUGGUAGUGCAUGUUGUGGUUCAAUAGAUGAACUUGUGAUCUGGACUGCUCAACCAGACGAUCAUGGUCUCAAGGCAGUACUGAUGGGUUCUGGUAAAGAUGAGAAAUUCCUGUCGAUUCUGCUGCAAAGCGGUAACUUCGUACUUCUUAGGAAGUGUGGUAAAGGUGAAUGCUGGGAAGACAUCACUCAGGAAAAGAGUGAUUUCUCCGGUAUUAAGAUGUACUCCCUUGAAGAAGGUACAUCCAACUAUCAUCAACUCACUGAUACUGAUUAUGAUCCAAUAAUAUUCGAGUCUAGAUAUGGCUAUGAGUUUAAAGAAGGUGUCAAGUGUGUUAAGAUCACAUACAAUAAUUCUAUACUGUGGAAUCAUACUGAUGAUCCUGAGUUUGGAUACCUGAAGGGUCUAUAUCUAGAUCUUCCUAAAGACCAGUUCAGUGUCACAAAUCUUAAAGAUCAGACAAAGCAACUUACCAAAGCUAAGAGAACACUUGUUAGCCUGGAUAUAGAGAACACUCAAAGUACGAAUCAAUUCUCGUAUACCGAUCAGAAUGGAGUUAUUACAUACAAGGUGAAGCCUGGCUGUUUGUUUGUUAAGAUAUCUAAGGGUACAAAGGAUGUCUGGGAAUCUAUUAAUAAUGUCUGUGGUAAGUUGGUCAGGACUAUGACUAUCAAUGGUGUUAAAUAUUUAGCAAUAUUGCUGGAUAAUAAUAUGUUCAAAAUCUUCAAAGAGUCCGAUGAUGAUUGGCAAGAUAUUACCAAAGAUAGUCAUGAUGUUACCAAACUUAAGUUCAUCGGAGAGAAUGAUCUUGUGCUUACGUCAUCAGACUACAAUGUCACUAUCGUCGACCUGUCAUAUACCUACAUAUUUAAUGAUGGAGUCGAAUGUAGGAAGGUGAAGUUAGGAGAUCUUGAGGUUUGGAAACAUAGUGACGAUCCUGGGUUUUCAGAAAUCAGGAAAUUUAGACUUGGUCUUAUAUCUAACAAUUUUUAUGUCCUUAAUAAUAAAAAUGAAUCAAAGAAAAUCGAUUAUAAACCAACUCCUGAAACGACAGCUGUGAUAACUAAAGUGUCUGUUACCAAACCAGCUGUCCCAACCAAGGUAACUCUGGAUAUUGAGAAGACUCAAAGUACCAGUCAGUUUGAAUACACUGAUCACAAUGGAGUUGUUACAUUCACUUCCAAGGAUAGUCACCUGUUCGAUAAGGUAUCUCAGGGUACCACUCUGAUCUGGGAAUCUAAAACUGAUGUAUGUGGUACCUUGGUUAGGACUAAGACUACCAAGGGUGUUAAAUACCUUGUUGUACUACUGACAAAUAAUAUGUUCACAUUAUUCCAUCUGGAGGAUGAUGAGUGGAACGACAUCACUUCUGAUAGACAUGAUGUUACUAAUCUUAAGUUCCUUGGUGAGAACGAUGCUGAGCUCUCCAAGACUGACUACACAGUAACCAUAGUCGAUCUAUCCUAUACCUUCUUAUUCAACACUGGAGUCAGCUGUAAGAAGGUGAAGUUAGGAGAUGACGAGGUUUGGAAAGAUACUGAUGAUACCAAGUUUGCUGAUAUAAAGUCAUUUUCACUUGGACUUGCCUCAAACAGUUUCUUCGUUAAGAACCAAUCUGAUGAAGUCAAGAAGAUAGAAAAGAAGGCUGAGGCUCCAGAACCCACUCCUCCAGAAGAUACAGCUCCUGUCACUACACCAGUCACUGCUCCAGAACCUACACCUGUCACACCUACUCCAGAAGAGACUGCUACAGAGACUAAGCCCGAGGAGGAACCUGAAACUCCACCAGAAGCUGAGGAACCUGCUCCUGAACCACCUGUCACUGAGACUCCUCCAGUUACUAUUCCAGAGACUAAACCUGUCAUUUCACUUAAAGCUCCUGAACCUGAAGCUGAACAAGUCGUUACUCCCGUGGCCAAACCCUUUGCCCUUGAUAUUGAGGAGACUGAGAGUACUAAUGAGUACGACUACAGUGAUAAGAAUGGAGUUGUCACCUACAGGGUUAAGCCUGGACAUGGAUUCAAUAAGGUUACUCAAGGUAUUUGGGGUAUUUGGGAAUCCACUGAUCUUUAUGGCAGAUUGGUUAGGACCAAGGUAUUCAGUAAUAAUGAAAGAUUUUUGGCCAUUAUAUUUUAUAACAAUACUUUCAACCUGUUCCGUAAGUCAGAAGGGAGUAAUACUUGGAAAGACAUAACCGACAAGAGACUCUAUGUCACCAAAUUGAGGUUCCUAAGUCAUAGUGAUCAUGUAUUGACGAAUGUUGACUUUACAGUUUCCUUUGUUGACUUCUUUUAUAGCUUUAACUUUAGAAAUAUAUCCAAGUGUCUCAAGGUUACGUAUGGCGAAAAUGUUGUUUGGAAACACACUGACUAUUUCGAUUUUUCAGACAUAACUACAUUUUAUUUCGGUAUCAUUUCAAACCGUUUCUUUGUGAGGAACCGAUAUGGUCGAUUUAUUAAGUUAGAAAAGGAACUUGAGGCUUCCAGGACUGCAGUGCCUACUCAACAACCUGCACAGCCUGUCAAACAACAAGCUGAAGAAUCCACUGAAGCUGAAGACUCGUCACCUACAACGCCUACAGACUCUGCCAAACAACAAGCUACGCCUGAAGAAACUGCAGAACCCAAUCAGUCUGCAGAGCCUGUCUCCUCCGAACAAUCUACCCCUCCUACUUCAAUUCCUGUACCCAUUGAAUCCAUCGAACAAUUCGACCGGGUCACAGAAGCGUACGAUAACCUAUCAAAACUCGAUAAAUACAAACAGCUACUAAAUUCAGCACAAGAAAAAAUAGCAGCAGGCCAUUCUGCAUCAGGACUAUCAGAAUCUGAACCUGUGGUCAAAGAUGUGUAUGAUGCCUAUACCAAUCUCAAAGAUCUAUAUAACAAGAUAUUAAACUUUACUAAAAUCUCCCACUACUCCACACAACUAGACAUUGCAAUCAAUACUUCUAGCGUUAAUGCCAAGGAUGUAAUAACUAACUUUAAUGCAGUCGCUGCAGUCUAUAACCAACUAGACGAACUUAAUAAGUACAAUGGUAACUUAAACGGUAACAUUGUUGACACAGCUCAGAAGCUCAGUGCUGGAGAGAAGGCCGGAUACGAAUGGGACACCAGCGAGAAUAAGCUCAAAAAUACCGAUGAUGAAGACAGGCUCAUCCAAAACAAACGGCAAAAAUACAGGUGCAUUAUUGUUCCUUCCAUGCUGACUAUGUGGUCAACCAAUUUCAACACCGGUAGCAGCAGCCAAAGUCCUCAAGGUCGUCUAACCGCUGGUACCAAAUUCAGUAAUCUAAAUAAUGAUGAUGAAGGUGCUCGGGCCAAGAACCUCUGGCACAUUCAGCCUCCUGAUAAGAUUGAGAUGGUACUACUGAUAGCCACAUUCUUUCCACCAGUAAUUGUUGCCCUUCUUAACAGAGGAGUAUUUGGUCCUGAUGCUAAAGCCCGUUCACCUAAAACAUGUCCCGAUAAAUCUGGAGGUGGCAUGGGUGGCUGGAGAAAAUACACACCUCAAUAUUGCGGUUCUUCUAGUACUGAAUCAUAUUCAUAUACUCAUUUCAUUUUAGAGAAUCACAUAGUUACUGAUGAAGUUGUUUUGUUACCAAUGCAGCUGAUAUAUGCAUUACUUAAGGUACUUCUUGACUUCUAUUCUGUAUGUUACAUCACUGAAUAUGAGAAGAAUGACCCUUCAGAGUGUCCCACAGAAGGAAUGACCAGAUGA